AGCCCGGAUUAGAGCUAAUCAGAGCCACAGAGACCCGCCAUCAGUGGCCUCCGUCGGCGUCCCCCCACCGCUAGGUCGCCUUCGGCCUACCCCAGACGGGGUAUUCAAAUUUAAGUUAUUAUCCAAUAUUAAUCUCUCCUCCAGAAGAGAUCUCUCUUCUUUUUGUAAGGUAGUCCCGCUGUUGCUGUUCCCUUCGACCCUGGAUACCGAAAAUACGCCUUGCCCCCAAUGGCCGCCCCAGAGAUAAGUGGGCGUGAUUCCGAGCAAACGACAACCAUGGUCGUUGAGCACGGGGAGAAGCAGAGGGACAACAACAACGACGAGUCGAAUACCUCCGACAGCAUCGUGGACGCUUCGUCCCCUAUCAUAUACCACUACCUCACCUUCGAAACCCGAUUGCCCCUCCCGUCAGGCGGUCUGUCCAGCAAGUCAGCCGCAGCUCCACCCCCUCCACAACCCGACCUCAAGAAGUACACCUCCCCGUUCGAGUGGUCCAAGACCCGCAAAAGAUUCACCAUUGUGCUCUCCUGUAUCGCGACCCUCAUCACCGGCUACACAGCAGGUUCCUAUUCUCCGGCGGCUAAACAAAUGUCCGAGGCAUGGCACGUCAGUGAGGUUGCCGUCCAGAUCGGUAUCACCACAUUCUGUUGUGGGUUCGCAAUUGCACCAAUGGUCCUUGCGCCCUUUUCGGAAAUCAAUGGUCGGUAUCCAGUGUUCGUCGGGUCGGGCAUCUUGUAUGUCAUUUGCCAGAUAUGUUGUGCCGUCACGCAUUCCUACCCAGGAAUGCUGGUAGCGCGAUUCUGGACGGGAUGCGGAAGUUCGGUUUUCUCGACGAUGGUUGGAGGUGUGGUGAGUGAUCUGUAUCACGCCGAGGAUCGAAACACUCCUAUGGCGUUGUUCUCGGGAGCGGCAUUGUUCGGGACAGGCCUGGGGCCUAUGAUAUCCAGUUUCAUUGCCCAGAAUACCACUUGGAGAUGGGUUUUCUGGGUUCAAGUCAUCACUAAUGGGCUUUUGAUCGCAGCCGUCACGUUGUUCUUCAAGGAAACGCGAGGUAGCAUCCUCCUUUCCAACAAAGCAAAGGCACUGAAUAAAUGGAUGGAGGCCCGUGAGCAAGCAGGCCACGUUGGUUUUGACAUGCCUGUCUCCCCUGGGUCAGAGCAGACCGUAUCUCAGCGCAUCCGAUGGAAAGUCAAAUCCGACGAAGAGCGCGAGUCGUUGUCCAAAAUGAUUGGAAUCUCAGUCUUCCGCCCCUUCCAUCUCCUGUUCACCGAACCCGUCGUCUUCUUCUUCUCCCUCUGGAUCUCUUUCGCUUGGGCCGUCCUCUACCUAACAUUCGGAUCCAUCCCCCUCGUCUUUGGGCGUUCUCACGGCUUCAACAUUCAAGAAUCGGGUGGUGUCUUCUCAGCAAUCUGCAUUGGCGCUACGAUCUCCACCUUCUUGUCGAUCUACCAAGACCGUCUCCUCUUCCUCUACGUAAAGCACACCGCCCGGAACCCUGCGACACAGUCCAAGUUUAUAAGCAAACUCGACCUCUCUUCUCCUGAAGCACGUCUUUAUUUCGCCUGCGUCCAAUCCACCUUGUUACCCAUUGGGCUCUUCUGGUUUGGCUGGACCCAGUUUCAUUCCGUCCCCUGGAUUGUGCCUGCUAUGGGCAUCGCCUGCGCUACCAUGGGCAUCUUCUCUAUCUACCUCGCCACCUUUAACUACCUCGCUGACACUUAUCAUCGUUACGCCUCUUCCGCGCUAGCGGCGCAAAGCUGCUGUCGGAAUAUGCUGGGUGGCGUAUUCCCAUUGGUUGUGACUGCGCUUUUUAAUAACUUGACAUUUCAGGGAGCGGCCAGUUUGUUAGGCGGCCUUGCGGUGCUCUUGACGGCAGUUCCUUGGGUGCUUGUGAUGUUUGGGCCGACGAUCCGGGCGAGGUCAAAGUUUGCGAGUGAGAUCAUGUGAGGUGAAGCCGUGGAAGAUUUACUUGGGGGGGAUUUAAAGGAAAUUUUGUGGUGAGCAUGCAUUGGCUUGGCUAAGACAGAGCUAGCACCGCGAUGAUGCUCGACACCUUGCUAGGGAGGUUGCAGUUCUUUCCAGAGGACUGAACAAGCAGAAUUACCG
Amorphotheca resinae ATCC 22711 is the source of this 2106-nucleotide messenger RNA. RefSeq lists its product as hypothetical. Lineage: Eukaryota; Fungi; Ascomycota; Leotiomycetes; Helotiales; Amorphothecaceae. The coding region runs from base 229 to 1947 and encodes 572 amino acids. Gene Ontology annotation, molecular function: transmembrane transporter activity. The record is from RefSeq and is a predicted model, not a curated record. The transcript is spliced from 2 exons. Gene Ontology annotation, biological process: transmembrane transport.